Triplophysa dalaica is the source of this 867-nucleotide messenger RNA. It is a transcript of the gene tmem18, whose product is annotated as transmembrane protein 18. The transcript has 5 exons. Gene Ontology annotation, cellular component: nuclear membrane. The record is from RefSeq and is a predicted model, not a curated record. NCBI's taxonomy places the organism in Eukaryota, Metazoa, Chordata, Actinopteri, Cypriniformes, Nemacheilidae. Bases 89 to 547 code for a protein of 152 amino acids.
GAACACGAGAAAAAACAACCUGUGACGAAUGCGGAAGCGUUUGUGCAUUUUGUUGAGCUGCUAAUACACUGGCGUACAAUUAAAUAAAAUGAGCGAUUCAAAAGUUAAGAAUACCAGCUCUGUUCCUAUUGAUGGAUACAGCAAUGUCCGUAUUACAUCAGUGUGGACUUUUCUGCAGUCUGUUGACUGGUCUGAGUCCUGGCUGAUGGGGCUUCUGGCGUUUCAUGUCAUUUGUUUUGCUGUGACCGUCCUGAGCCGCAAGUACUAUCGCCUUCAGAUCGGCCAGUUUCUUGUGAUGGUUGCUAUGGUUUAUACUGCAGAAUAUUUGAAUGAACUGGCAGCAAUAAAUUGGAGGUCUUUUUCAAGGUUCCAAUAUUUUGAUUCGAAAGGAAUGUUCAUAUCGCUAGUUUACUCCAUCCCGCUUUUGCUCAACACAGUUAUUAUUGUGGCUAUGUGGGUAUGUAGGACGUUUUCGACUAUGGUUGAACUGAAGACUGUGCAAUUAAAUAGAAAGGCUGCCAGAGAGAAGCAAAAGAAAAGUCAAUAGAAGACAUGCAGAGAGACGGGACAUGAACCGGACACAUCCCAGUGGUGGAGGGAACAUGUGGCACUCUCAUUGAGAUUUAUACUGCUGAUGGACAAUUUCUCCACCUGCUAACAUGCACAGCGAUAAGACCUUAUCAAAGGCAAUAUUAAAGAAUGCCACGGAUUUUACUAUACAACUGCUUUUUGUGUAUAUAUGCCAUUUCAGUUAUGUUUGCAUUGAAUUUUUAAAACAUCCUUGUCUUUGACUUUGGUCAUAAUGAAUGUGGGAAUGUAAAUUGUAUAUUUAUGUCAAUAAACAAGAAUGCGUUUUUUAAGACAUUA